Laccaria bicolor S238N-H82 is the source of this 1599-nucleotide messenger RNA. RefSeq lists its product as uncharacterized. The transcript has 4 exons. The coding region runs from base 164 to 1033 and encodes 289 amino acids. The record is from RefSeq and is a predicted model, not a curated record. NCBI's taxonomy places the organism in Eukaryota, Fungi, Basidiomycota, Agaricomycetes, Agaricales, Hydnangiaceae.
CUAACUUCUGUCAACCAGGUCCAACAGCCCAUCUGAGUGGGUUCAAAUUCUCUCAGUACAACUAGGGGGAUCUCUCGUCCAAAACUGUCCGUUCUCUUAGCGCAACCUAGCGCUCUCCAGCAUAAACCCAGCGCUCUUUCAACCCAACGCACACCAUCGAACAAUGUCAGCCUCGACAUCGCUGCACCUUACACUAGUGAACAACGACCCAACAGCCACGAUCCUCGUCACGCCCGAUGGAGAGGCGCUUUACUCGAUCUUAACGCCCUCUUCUUCCUCUUCCUCUUCCUCGUCGCCAUCCCCUUCCCCUUCUGCUACCACUGCCAACGUAUUCCCUACUUCUUCCCAUCGCGACGGCCAAGUAAAAUCAGCACGGCCUGACGAUCAUCAAAAAGGAAAACAAAAACAAGAAGCACUGCAGUUCAAUCCAAGAAGGACACCCUCCACGACGACGAUCAAGAGAUUAGAGAGGUAUCACGCGAGUAUUGGACAUAUCGAGACGUCCAUUGGGGUGGUUGAGUAUCAUCGGGAGAAAGAGGGCGAGGGGACGAGGGUGAAGUUUUGCGAUGAGGGUAAUGAGCCACUUGAUUUGGAGGUUGGUCCAAAGCCGAGCUCGAGGAAGAUGCUUGGUCAUGGGGAGGAGAACGUGAUGGAUGGGGAUGAAGAGGGUGAGGAUGAUUGGGGGGUGGAUAGUUCAUGGGAAUUCACAGGGCCAGAUAAUAAACACUACAGAUGGCAAAUGGUCAUUCAAUCACCUAUGCUGAUACUAGCCGAACCAACAACCCUCACACCCCUCGCGCGCUACCGCCGCGCGAAAAUUGGCAUCGUCUCCCGACCGCGCAGAGCGUUUUUGGAGAUCUUACCGCCUGGCGUGGGGAUUAUAGAUUUUAUUGUGGUUACGUUUGUUGCGUUUAUGAAGCAGCGUGUGGGGAUUGAGGAUGGACGGAAGGGAGAGGAGGAGGAGGAGGUUGUGGUGGCUGAGUUGGGUGGUGUACGGAUACCGGGUGUUGAGGCGUUCAAGAGUGGGAGUUGAUGGUGGGUGGGGUGCAGUCAAAAUGAAUGAAGUGUGGCAUAUAAUCACUGGAAGCGUGUAUAUCUCAAGGUUUAAAUGGGCGAUCUUUUGUUCAGAUUGUCCAGGAGCUCGAGAGAGCUCGAAAUUUUCCUCAGCGCUGGCCAUGCGAAAACUUUCAACCGGUCAUCGAUUUUUCACCGCCCAACUGCCGUCUAAAACAUCCAGCCAAGGGAAUCUAUCAUCUAGCGUUCAUGCCUGUGAGCAGGUCGUCACUUUGUUCUAGCUGGUCUCUUUGCGACAACGAUGAUGCGAUGGCGGAGUAUAUCUGGAUUAUUAUCAGUUUUGGUUUUCAAUUUGCGAACUCUUGGCUAGCAUCAAGACCUUAGGAGACGGUCAUCGCUUUCUUGGCAAGGAAUUUUGAUAUUCGAUGGCCUGGAUAUUCGAUUCCACAUGUAUUUACUAUUUGGACGCACUUAGACUUGGAGGACGUUCAGCAAUGUGUAGUCCUGGUGUAAGUAGUCAGAACUGUAUGUAAGGUGUUUGAAAUUUCGCUGGGAUCCAUGACAAACAUGCACAUACAUCCGCUC